AUGUCGCUCUCCAGAUCUCAGUCCUACGGUACGACCGUCGACGAGACCGAUGUAAACCUGUCAAUGAUGACUUCUAAGCGGCUUCCUAUCGAAUUUCUCUUCCAUCGAAAAGUUUGGCGCUUUCUAUCGAAUCUAGUAAAAGAUUUGCACGAGAUUACGUUAGUUUUCCAGAGUACAAACCAAGAUCUCGGACCACCAAAAUGGCGUUUAGCUCGACGUCAUUUUGUUGCAGCGUUGGCGUUGCUUGGAUUUGCCAAUAUUUAUGCGAUGCGGGCGAAUUUAAGCGUAGCUAUUGUUGAAAUGACUACCGGAACAAAUAAACAAAUCAAUGGAACCAACGUACAUAUUGAAGGCGAAUUUCGAGAAUGGUCAACAGUAACACAAGGUGUAGUGUUGGGUUCAUUUUUCUAUGGAUAUAUUCUUACACAGAUACCUGGUGGCUUUCUUGCACAUAACUACGGUGGCAAGAAUGUGUUUCUUUGUGGAAUUUUCGGAACUGCCGUUUUUACACUGCUUACUCCGCCAUUGGCAAAAAUUGGAUACGGUGUUCUUGUAUUCGCGCGAUUUGCAGAGGGAUUGUUUGAGGGUGUUACCUAUCCGGCUAUGCAUGUGAUGUGGAGUCAUUGGGCACCAGUUCUAGAGAAGACAAAAUUGGCGACAUUUGCUUUUUCCGGAUCUUACUUUGGUACCGUCAUUUCGAUGCCUCUAUCAGCUGUCAUUGGACAAACACUCGGAUGGCCGUUCAUCUUCUACUUCUUUGGUCUCGUUGGACUUCUUUGGUGUUUAAUUUGGGCCAGACGUGUCAGCGAUUUUCCAGCAACUGAUCCACAUAUCACCACUGAAGAACUAACAUUACUACAACGUGAUGCAGUCAGCCACACUCAUUACAUCGUACCUUGGAUGGAAAUGAUCAAAAGCAAGCCGGUAUGGGCAGUAAUGGUGGCGCAUUUUUGCCAAAAUUGGGGCUUCUAUACGAUGCUCACAAAUCUGCCACGUAUACUCAAAGAACUUGUCAAUUAUGAGUUACAGAAGGCCGGUUUUGUUUCUGGAUUACCGUAUCUGAUGAUGGGCUGCACGUUAGUGUGGGGAGGGCAAUUAGCCGACUACCUUCGAAAAGAACGUAACAUCGACACGUUAACAGUAAGGCGUCGGUUCUGCGUAGCAGGAUUCGCCGGUCAAGCACUUUUCCUGGCACUGGCUUCCGUUACAUCAUCGCCACCAUUCCUAGUUGCAUAUCUGUCAAUUUCCAUAGGAUUGGGAGGAAUUUGUUGGGCAGGAUUUUCUGUGAAUCAUCUGGAUCUUGCUCCACAAUUUGCUGGACAUUUGAUGGGAAUAUCGAACACAUUGGCAACGUUACCUGGCAUGUUAUGUCCACUUAUUGUUGGAUACAUUGUUUCAUCAGGAACUGUUGCGGAAUGGAACGUGAUUUUCUACUCAACAGCUGUAAUCUAUGCCAUAGGGGGAGCUAUUUUCUGGAAAUUCGCAUCCGGCGAACUUCAACCAUGGGCAGGCGAACAAACAACUUUCAUCGGCGAACUCCACUGA
This is a messenger RNA of Necator americanus (New World hookworm), 1545 nucleotides long. RefSeq lists its product as uncharacterized. The coding region runs from base 1 to 1545 and encodes 514 amino acids. The transcript has 13 exons. Gene Ontology annotation, molecular function: transmembrane transporter activity. Gene Ontology annotation, biological process: transmembrane transport; monoatomic anion transport. NCBI's taxonomy places the organism in Eukaryota, Metazoa, Nematoda, Chromadorea, Rhabditida, Ancylostomatidae. The record is from RefSeq and is a predicted model, not a curated record. Gene Ontology annotation, cellular component: membrane.